AUGGCUUCACUUUUUACUGCUACCACCUCGGAGCGAGCAGCCGAAGACACCGAUUGUUCUACGGACGUCAGCCCGGAGGUGUCAUCCAUGGAUAGAGAACCUGAGGGUGGACUCAUUGUUCCUGCUCUCAACCUAUCCGAGUCCUCCAUCGAAGAUGCAUGCCAGGAGUCAACUAUCGCUAUGGACGUCAGCCUGGUCAUGCUACCGGUGGACGCUGCCGAUGUUCCUCUGCCAGACGAGGAAAGUGAUCGGGAUGAGUUCGAGACGUCACCAAAUGCCGAAGAGAAUGAGACCAGCAUGAGAGUGGAGGUUGUCAAGCGUCCAAACAACAAACCGGCAGACGUGGACACUGUCGACCGGGGUCAAGAUGACGACCAAUCCGAUAAUUCCGACCAUCAUGACAUGAGCUUGACAUCGGCGUCUUCAGCGCCAAGCUCUCCCAAGACGCCAAACAGACAAGAAGAAUCUCAAACCGACGAUGAGGGCCUCCAUGACACUAGCACAUCGUCCAUGCCGUCCAUUGGAAGCUCCCCAAAGACGCCGAAGAACGAAACGUCAUCAAGCGACCCUUUCGUUCUGGAAGAUCCAACCAAGGGUCUCUCCUUGGACAACCUUGAUCUCAAAUCUCCGAAUUGGAUGGAGUACUUCACCAACCUUCUCAAGAAAAUCGAACAUAUCAAGCCAAACACAAAAGAGAUCUUGGAGCCUAGUACCGUCAAAUUUGGUGAUGAAGAAGGGGAGUACCAAGGACCGAUCAUUGCCUUGCCAGACACGCCCGACUACCACCCAUACUCCAGCAAUUUCCAGAUACGCCUAUCCAAAUAUGGAGGCUUUGGAACCUUCGCGACUCGAGACCUCAAGCUAGGAGAGGUCAUUCUUAUCGAAAAGCCCCUCUUGAAGUCAAGGCAUGUCGAUUUCUACUCCGACUUUCGGGAGCUCUCGGAGGACGACCAGCAAGCCUUUAUGCAAUUGUAUACCCCCCCUGGUGAUUACUUGAGUCGCGACGGAAGCGACUACAACCACAUCAGGGCGAUCCUAAAGGCAAACUCCUUUGCCAUUCCCCCUUACGACUUCGGCAUCAUAGGCGUGUACAACGCCGCAUCGAGACUCAACCACGCUUGCUCAUGGGUUGCGAAUGUCGAUUACACAUUCGACGCCAACAACUCUGAUGCGAUCGUGCUGAACGUUAGCAAGCUGGUGAAAGCUGGUUCGGAGCUGUUCAUCAGCUACGGUGGAAGUCCGCUGUCGCUCUAUGAGCGGUACGGGUUCCGGUGUUGCUGCGGAGGGUGUAAGGGUGUAUCCGAUCAACACCUCACGAUCUUGAAGAAAAUCAAAAAUGGCGAGAUAUCCAGGAGGGAAUUGGAAUGGAUAUGA
Molecule: messenger RNA, 1374 nt
Organism: Neurospora tetraspora
Lineage: Eukaryota; Fungi; Ascomycota; Sordariomycetes; Sordariales; Sordariaceae
Exons: 2
Coding region: 1-1374 (457 amino acids)
Molecular function (GO): protein binding
Source: RefSeq, a predicted model, not a curated record